Messenger RNA from Eremothecium gossypii ATCC 10895, 246 nucleotides. RefSeq names its product ubiquinol--cytochrome-c reductase subunit 10 (gene QCR10). Bases 1 to 246 code for a protein of 81 amino acids. The record is from RefSeq and is marked provisional. Lineage: Eukaryota; Fungi; Ascomycota; Saccharomycetes; Saccharomycetales; Saccharomycetaceae. The transcript is spliced from 2 exons. Gene Ontology annotation, biological process: mitochondrial electron transport, ubiquinol to cytochrome c.
AUGGUUGCCGUAUGUUGCUACUUUUCCAAGUUGUCUGCUAAGCCAGCUAUGCGUUUUGGCAGAGCCCCAAUGUCCACUUUCAUUAGCUACUUGCCUAACUUGGCGCUUUGGGGCGGUGCGUACGUUGCCGGCCUAGCUGUUUUUACCGAGGCAUGGCCCACCUUUCAGGACGCCUUCUACAAGAAGCUUCCAGUGAUGGGCAGUCAUUGGCAAAAGACCAUUCCCCCAGAGGACUCUCCUAUCUAA